Messenger RNA from Ananas comosus (pineapple), 1227 nucleotides. RefSeq names its product glycolipid transfer protein 1-like. The transcript has 8 exons. Gene Ontology annotation, biological process: ceramide transport; intermembrane lipid transfer. The record is from RefSeq and is a predicted model, not a curated record. Gene Ontology annotation, molecular function: ceramide 1-phosphate transfer activity; ceramide 1-phosphate binding. Lineage: Eukaryota; Viridiplantae; Streptophyta; Magnoliopsida; Poales; Bromeliaceae. Bases 108 to 989 code for a protein of 293 amino acids. Gene Ontology annotation, cellular component: cytoplasm; cytosol; membrane.
AGCCACCAAAAGUCGGAUUUUUUCUGAGAAUUUUUGGUAAUUUUUUAGAAAUUUCUCGUAUCUUUUGUUGAUUUGAUGUGAUCGGAGUGCCGUUUUGGUAUUAAAUAAUGAGAAUUAACGGGACAUGUUUGAUUUAUCUAAGAUCUGUUAGGUUGGUCGGUUUAAGAUUGCUACAUUUCCCAUUUAAUUGGUGGAUUAGGGCUAAAUUAGUCUUCUUUUUGGUUCCUGGGAAGAAGAACCCAGAUCGAGAAUGGUGUGUUCACUAUCACGCGACAAAUGGAUCAAUCCUCGGGUCGGCAUUUGGUGAGAUUGCCGGAUCCAAUGGCCUAUGUUUGGCAAUGGCUGCUGAUCCGGCGAGGUGGAAGAAACCGAGUGCGAAGAUGGAGGGGACAGUGUUCACUCCCUCAUUGGAGGGAAUGAAGCAUGUCAAGUCCGAAAAUGGAGUAAUGCUUACAAAGCCUUUUCUUGAAGUGUGCCAGCUUAUCCUGCCCGUACUAGAUAAGUUUGGAAGUGCCAUGACCCUUGUUAAGAACGAUAUUGGAGGCAAUAUUACGAGGCUGGAAACAAAGUACUCUUCCGAUCCUACAAAAUUUGAGCACUUGUACACCUUGGUGCAAGUGGAAGUUGAAUCUAAAACAGCAAAAAGCUCGUCCAGCUGUACUAAUGGGCUUCUGUGGUUAACAAGAGCCAUGGACUUCUUGGUUGAGCUCUUCCGCAACUUGCUUGAGCAUCCGGAUUGGACCACAGCAGAAGCUUGCACUGAUUCGUACAGCAAAACCCUAAAGAAAUGGCAUGGUUGGCUUGCCAGUUCCAGCUUCAAGGUCGCCAUGAAACUCGCACCCGACCGAAAGAAGUUCCUGGAGAUCAUCACUGGCUCAGGUGACAUCAAUGCAGACAUACAGCAGUUUUGCACAGUAUUCCCACCUCUACUUGCAGAGAAUCACAAGUUUCUGGCUAGUGUGGGCCUUGAUGAUCUGAAGGCUUCUUGAUGCUAGAUUCUUCUGCAGUGUAUCUCCCUGUGAUCUCAUUCAUCGGCGCCAUUUAUGUUCUAUUUUUAUUCUUUUUUUAAAAUUUUUUUUAAUUUUUAUCGAGUGAACAUAGAGACAGUGAAUAAGCUAUAUAUGCAGAUGUUGAGACUUUCUCUCUUUCAUACGCAGUUUCCUGAUUAAGAUGGUCAUUUGUUAUCUUCUUUUCUAUUGGUUAAUGAAUGAGUUUUAUUUUAUCACA